AUGGCCACCACCCCAGAGCCUGACCUCCCUUCUACGAGUCUAGCAACUGCUAGUGAAGCAAAUCACAAUUCAACGCGCCUUACGAGAGAUGACCGUAUUCGGGUUUUGACACUACGGGAUGCUGGACUUACCUAUUCACAAAUCUCUUCGCAGCUUCAAAUUAGCUAUCGCCAGGUUCAGUAUACGUGUCAAAGUCAGCAGACAACUCCAAAAAAGGCCCGCGGCCAGAUUCCGAAGCUAUCCGAGACUGAUGUCGAUAAGAUUAUUGAAUGGAUUAGCUCUUCAAAACGUACGCGUCGUAUGCCUUACUAUAAGGUUGUCCAAGAGCUUGAGCUUCCUGUUGGAACAGCUGCACUAAGUCGAGCGCUCAAAAAACGAGGAUAUACGCGUUGUAAGGCUCUAGCUAAGUCUCCUCUGUCAGAUCAACAUAAACGUGUACGUCUUGCUUGGGCUCUUGAACACAUAAAUUGGACGGUUGAACAGUGGAACCGAAUCCUGUGGACUGAUGAGACAUGGGUUACUCCAGGGUUCCAUACAAGAAUCUGGGUGACUAGGAAAGCUGGUGAAGAAUUAGAUGAGACUUGCUUACGUACGGCUCACCCUCGGGAACGUGGAUGGAUGUUUUGGGCCUCAUUUCAUGGAGAUGCUAAGGGCCCAUGUCUAUUCUGGGAAAAGGAAUGGGGAACUAUUGGAUCUGAGAGUUAUCGCGAAAGAAUUGUGCCUAUUAUUGAUGGCUAUACUCGCUUGAUGAAUCGACAGCCAUCUACAUUUCUACAGCUUAUGCAGGAUGGCACACCAGGACAUGCAAGUAAGGAUACGAUAGAGGAGCUUCAAUCUCGGAAUAUCUAUCCUAUCUUUUGGCCUGCAUUCUCCCCAGAUCUUAAUCCAAUUGAAGCUGUAUGGAAUUGGAUGAAGGAUUGGAUUCAGGAGCAGUAUCCGGAAGAGGAAACUCUUUCUUAUGAUCGACUACGUGAGGUUGUACGGGCUUCUUGGGAUGCACUGCCAGAGCAGUUUCUAAAGGAUUUGAUUGAUUCCAUGCAGGCAAGAUGUCAGGCUGUAAUAGAUGCAGCAGUUACACACAGUCCAUGGAGUGAGUGGUUUCACUCUGUAUGCACUGAGCGCAUAUUCCAGCCGAUCAGCGGCCACCAGCCCGAACGACCGUACGGAGGGGCAGCGCCACUAAAAACUGCUAAAGUGUUAGCGGGGAGGGGCCUGAUUGUUAAUGGGACUCGUUCCUCGUAUUGGCCGAUGAACAUUUUGAGAUGUAAGUCAGGCACAUCACGAGCUCGGCAUCUGGUGAAAUCGCGCGAGUUUCGUCUUCAGCUGAAGCUCAAAAGUAAAACUCCUCUCUGCUGCACGCUAGCAUGGAUUAGAAGUCGUCUAAAGAUCAGUGAAAUAGUCCAUGUCCACUCUACAAGUAAACGAUCCACGUUCGCGUGGUCGCUCAAAUCUCCCAGUGGGCGAACCCGUGAUCGCUCUCAAUCGCGCGAUGUCCGUACCGCUUCGCGAUCGCCAGCGCCGACACCUCGGACAGUGUCGACGAGCAAGAAAUACUACGAUUCCGACUCGGCAGAGGAAGGCCGACGCAACAAGCGAAGUGAAUAUUCGAGCCACAGCAGCCGCAGCGACAAGCGGAGCUCCAAAUAUGAUGAUUUGACAGAUUCUGAGGAGGAGUACAUGGCGAAGGAACGUGCGAAAGACCGUUAUUAUCAUUCGGAUUCUGAAGAUGACCGUAGCAAAAUUAGCAGCACUAAGAGAGGCCUCCAGGAUAAAGUUUCCGAGUAUACCAGCAGCAAAACCUCGUCGCGCUACAAAAAUGAAGCAGAGAAGGACCGCGCCUAUCGUAACUCGGGUCAUGGUCGCUCACACUCGUCGGCUUAUCAUAGUGACUCCGAAACGGGCAGCGACUCUGAUCUCAGUGCUCUUGCGUAUGGAGACGCUCCUAACCACAUGAAGCCGCAGCUGUAUCAAUCAGCACAAGAUCCACGCUCAUCACGCGAGUCUAUUUCGUCAAAAUUGGCUUCAAAAUUAGCCGGAGCUUCUUAUCGUCUAGAUGACUCGGCUCAUGAUCGUCCUGGUAGCCAUCCUAGUUAUGCUAAGCCGGAUCAAUUCGCAUAUCAACAGCCCAACGCACCUGUACAUGCUCAGCCUGGACAAUAUGCCGACCCCAGAAUCCAAGCACAGAUUAAUUCCGGUCAGAUCCCCCCGAUGCUGCCUCCGAAUUGGGCUCCUAUUCCUCCUAGCGAAAUGCCGGGUUAUGUACCGCCGGGUGCUCACCCGCAAACCACACAGUCCAUCCCAGGCGCUUUUCCAGGGGGAUAUCCUGCUACUUCAGGGCCGCCACCUACUACGCACUAUCCCCAGAGUCAAGGCUAUACAGCGACGCAGUCAUACGCAGCCCCAGGUCAAUAUCAAUACGCAAAUCCAGACCCGAAUAUCAGAUAUACUUCGAAGACCAAUGAUCGACAAGCAUAUACGGCCACUGCACAAAAUCAAUUUGCCACCAACAAGCCUUCAUACACCGCCAGCAAUGAACCUCAAUUCCUCGAUAUUGCGCCAGGCCGUUCUCGUGCUGAAAGCGUGGGUCGCCAGGGCCGUCCCCAUAGUCUGUCUGUAUCCAGCAAUCUUUCGGUGGGCGGUGGGAUGAGUGCAGCUGGUGGACGACCACCAGCUAGUCCGCUGCUCGAAGCAUACAAAGGAACAUAUCAGUCUAUCUCUCCAAUGCCAUCGCCAAUUGCUCGACCGGUCGGAUUAGCCCGAGACUCUGACAUCUCCGAUUUAGAGGAGCUUGGAGGAUCUUCUGGGUCCGACCGACGACGAAAAUAUAAGUACAGUCGAUCAAGAGACGAACGCAAAGAAAAGGAGCGCGAAAAGGAACGCGAAACCGAAAAGGAAAAGGACCGCAGACGUCAUUCGAGACACUCCUCCAGUCAUGCGGGUGGUGAAGAAAUCAUCACAAUUACUCCAGGUUCCAGCCGGAAGAAAGUUCUUUUCUAUGAACCAGAAGAUGACGCGAUUGCAUUGAAAGAUGCUCUAUCUCGUCACUCGGGUAUCGACACCAGACCACUAAUGGAGAUUCUACCGAAUCUUAGCAGCGAUCAAAUAUUGGCUCUGCGUGCAGAGUACAAGAAACACGCCAAAGUUCACAAUAAAGGAAUCAACAUUGCGAAGCAUAUCAAACUGAAAUUGGGGAAUACGUCUUUCGGCAAAGUGUGCUAUGCAACCGCGCUCGGCAGAUGGGAAUCAGAGGCGUAUUGGGCGAAUUGCUAUUAUCAAGCAGGCACAUCACGACGCGAGCUACUCAUUGAAUCGCUUAUUGGUCGUAGUAAUGCCGAAAUUCGUGAAAUCAAGAGCUGUUUCCGUGAUGCGCGAUACUCCGAUAGUCUUGAGAAAUGCAUGAAAUCCGAGCUGAAAGCUGAUAAGUUUCGAUAUGCGAUUUUGUUGGCACUCAGUGAACAGCGACAGUCUAGUAAAGAGCAGGUUAGUUCUCGGGAAGUGCAGGAAGAUGUAGUUGCAUUGCGUCGAGCGGUGACUGCGCGAGAGGGUGGUGAGACGGCCAUGAUUGAUAUUGUUCUGUUACGGAAUGAUGCGCAUUUGAGGGAGAUUAUGAGGGUGUAUGAUCAUGCAUACAAGUCGAAUUUUGCCAAGGAUGUGAUUAAGAAGUCGCAAAAUCUUGUCGGAGAAACACUGGUUCACGUCCUCAACGGGGCAGUCAAUCGACCAAUGCGCGAUGCUCUACUGUUACAUCAAGCAAUCCGCGAAUCUCACAGCAGCAAAGAGCGCUCCGAACUUCUCAUCUCCCGACUUGUGCGGUUGCAUUGGGAACCCAAACAUUUGGAGUUGGUCAAAGAGGAAUACCGGUAUCGCUACAAGGAGCGUGUUGAAGAGGCUAUUGCUCAGGAAGUCAUUACGUCUAGUGGAGGUAGUGAGUGGGGGGAGUUUUGUAUUGAGUUGGCGAGGAGUUCGUCUAAGAUGGCUUGAUUUGCGAAUAUACGUUUGAUUAUUUUCUCUUAUUUUGAUACACUUUUUUCGCCUGGAUAUGCGCAGAAUAGGAUUUCGUCUAUGUAUGAUGAAGCUGAAAAUAUCACGAU
Molecule: messenger RNA, 4091 nt
Organism: Talaromyces stipitatus ATCC 10500
Lineage: Eukaryota; Fungi; Ascomycota; Eurotiomycetes; Eurotiales; Trichocomaceae
Product: annexin ANXC4
Exons: 6
Coding region: 1-3981 (1326 amino acids)
Cellular component (GO): cytoplasm
Molecular function (GO): calcium-dependent phospholipid binding; calcium ion binding; nucleic acid binding
Source: RefSeq, a predicted model, not a curated record